UAAUGAUUACGUCAUUGUGUCAUGUUGGCGGCAUUGCGACUUGCGAGUGUUAAUGCCCGCUGGUCACGAGUGUGCUGCGAAUUUUUAUUUUCGUGCCCAAGUGAAAUAAAUUACGGAUAAAUAAUUGUGUCAUUGAAACCACCAGUAAGAAAAACAACACAAGAUGAUAACGGCGGUUAACGAAUUUCUAGAUGACCUUCGCGGCGGCAGAAUGGCGGACUCUCCGAUCGCGACCGUAGAACAGGGCCAGCUGCAGGGCAAGCUGGUGCACUCGCCCACCGGGAAGGCCUUCUACAGCUUCCAGGGCAUCCCGUACGCCAAACCACCCAUCGGCUCCUUGAGGUUUAGAGCUCCGCAACCGCCCGAGCCUUGGGAAGGACUUCGCGAUGCGACCUCAGAAGGCAACUGUUCGGCACAGUUUGAUUUCUUUGCCAGCAACCAAUACGAAGGCGACGAGAACUGCCUUUUCCUCAACGUUUACACACCAAAUCUUGACGGAGAGUUCCUUCCAGUCAUGGUUUAUAUCCACGGAGGGGGAUUCCGCUUCGGUUCGGGCAGUUCCUACUUCUUCGGUGGGGAUUAUUUAGUCGAGAAAGAUGUCGUAAUAGUCACUAUUAACUACAGAUGUGGAGCGCUAGGUUUCCUAAGUCUGAACACUCCUGAAGUCCCUGGAAAUGCUGGCAUGAAAGACAUGGUCCAAGCGCUUCGAUGGGUCAAGCAAAAUAUUAAAAAUUUCGGAGGCAACUCUGGGAAUAUAACCAUAUUUGGUGAGAGCGCCGGCGGUGUUGCUGUCUCAUAUUUAACAGCUAGUCCCAUGUCUAAAAAUCUGAUCAGCAAAGCGAUUAUACAGUCCGGAACAGGGUUGAACAGUUGGGGUUUCCAACAUAAUCCAUUGGAGAAUGCAAGGGUUUUAGCUAGCGAAUUGGGUUGCGAAUCUACGGACGUAAAUGAUAUCCUGGAAUAUUUGUCUACCACCCCAGUGAAAGACAUAGUUGAGGCUACAGAAAAAAUGAAACCUUUGGAAGCUUUCAUUGAAUCUGCCAAAAGUUUCUUUGUGCCGGUAGUUGAGAAGGAAUUUGCUGGUGUGGAGCCAUUCUUAACUGAAGCCUUCGUGAGUGUUUUGACGUCUGGUCGAGUGGCUGAUAUACCGAUUAUGAUCGGUUCGAACACCCUCGAAUUCACUUUCGACACAAGUGAAGAUUUACAGAAAUAUAUCCCGCAAGAAUUGCAUAUCGAGAGGGAUAGCCCAGAAUCUUUGGCCAUAGCCGAUGAAAUUAAAAAACUAUACUUCAAAGGUGAUCCUACGGUCGAUAAGUACAGGUUGCUUUCUGAUUUCCUCAUCAACAUCGGCGUCCAUAGAUAUGUGCAUUACUUGCUCAAUGUUACGAACAAACCGAUAUAUUAUUACAAGUUUGCAUACGUAGGCGGAUUAAAUCUAUCCAAGGACAUCUUCAAGAGCGUGUCAUUGAAUUACGCGGGACAUUUGGAUGAACUGGGAUACCUGUUCAAGAGUGAACCAACGAAAGAUGUGGAGCCAUCUCCUCAGGAUAUUAAAACGAGGGAGAGAAUGCUGAGGUUGUGGACUAACUUCGCCAAGACUGGGAAUCCCACACCUGAUGAGAACCACUACCUAACUGUGACCUGGUUGCCGGCGACCAAGGACAAAGUUAACUAUUUGAAAAUAAAUAAUGAACUGUCUCUCGAAACGGAUCCUGAUAAAGAACAAAUGGAAUUCUGGGACAACUUGUACAGCAAACACUUCAAAAUUUGGGAUGUACAGAUCACAAAUGAGGAUGCUUCACCAGUUUCACCAUUAUCACCAAUUUCACCAAAGAGUGAACCAAUUUCACUGUCAAGUGAACCAGUCAUUGUUGCUACAUCACCAGUCAUAGUCGAAGAGACAAUUGUCACCACCGUCACCACUGUUGUCAACGAAAGGGGUGAAGAAAAAACCAGCACCCAAGUACUCGUUGACGUACAAGACAGCACGGGACAACACUACCAAGAAUCCUUCAACGAUUUGAAGGGCAACCUCGAACAGAACUUUGAUCUUGUACAGGACAAAUUAGCUCAAGUACAGAUUAAUGAUAACGAUGUACAGGUCAACGAUAGCUCGGUGCAGGUUCAGGAUAAUGAAACGGUAUAUGUUGUUGACAACCCGGUUAAACCUGAUGUUAUCAUAACUGGUCACACUGUCAUCGAUGAUCACCCAGGAAAGUUGGUGAACAUCGUCAAGUUGCAAGAGAAAUUUUCAAAUAACCAGAACGGUGGUGAUGAACACAAGUUUAAUGGUAAUUUCGAGAAGAAACCGCGGCCAUCUAACGAAAUCAAAAUGGCGCAGAACAGUAGCCCUGUCAAUCCGAAAGACGUGAUAAGGGCAAACGAUCCCCCCGAGGAUGAUUUGCCCAAGAAUAUUGGUGUUAAUAAAUUUGUUAAUUUCUUCGAGUCUUUGGGUGGUAAGAAGUAAUUUAUAUACUACAUCUAUGUGUAUGAUCACAUCAACUCACGCAAAAAAUGUUGCCAGGAUUUUAUAAAAAAAAACAACACUAGUAGAAAAAUGCAGUCAGUUGUUUAUAAUACACAGAGGGUGUAAAUAAUACUCGGCAUUAACAACAGACUAUAAUUUGCUAAAAAAUUAAGAUCUAAAAACACAGUUUAUCUGGUAUGUUUAGCAGUUUGGUGUUUUAACGUUUUUACGAUGUUGGUGUGACCAUAUGCGAUUUCUCGAACUUGUCAUGCAUUUUGUUUAUUUAAACAGUUUUACAAAAAUCCGUUACUAUUUUUUUAUAUUUACAAUAUUUUCUGGGGCUGUCGCGUAAUAAUUAAGUUAACAGAAUUCACAUUUAGUAACACGCGUCGUAUACACUUAUGACGUCAUCCGCAUCCUUACAAACGAACAAUAUGACGCGAGUUGGUAAUUGUGCAAUGCAUUUAUGGUACGAGAAUCGGCAUAAGAAGCAUACCCAGUGGCGUGCACAAGGUUUUUAACUAGGGUAUGCACUAUAGGUAUAAAUUGUAAAAAAUGGGAAAUUCUUCUUCCAAUACAGGAAGGAAUGAAUUUUUAGGGUAUGCAUUGUUUUUAUGCAUAUAUAAAGUGCACGCCAUUGUAUACCCUCAUCUGUCAUACUUGGGAUAAGAAAUAAAUGACAGAAAAUAUUCACAUUGCAAAUGGUUGCCUAGUAACAUUACGGCCGGAUAGUGUUAAAUGAUGACUUUUUUUUCAUUUAUUUAAUCUACUUCCCUCAUUGGUUAAUUGCAAAAAAAUUUACACCAGUUAAAAGGCAACAGAAUUGCAAACGUAAAAGUUGCCUGCUUUCACACUGCAAAUGUGGGAUUGCCAGAUAUAAACAGUUGAGUAUGUUAUAUAUAUACCCUCAUAAGUUAUUUAGUCGUCUAAUAUGUCAAAUGAAAGCUUAAUUACGUUGUAUUUCCUUUGAACUUCAAUAUACUCGCGUCAUAUUAAAGUGGGCGGAUAAUUGUGCUUCUGAGUAUAGUUCAGUUUCCUAUAUUGUGUUUGAAAAAAAUGUCUAGCCGCAAUCUAACUAGGCAAUGUGAAUAUUAUCUAUAAUUUAUUUUUUAUCACUAAUAAAUAACAGAUGAGGGUAUAUAUUUGCUUAUUGCCGGAUCUUAGAUCAUUAUAGACACAAAAAUGUGAACACCAUUUAUCUUUGUUUACAUAAAUAGCUGUAACAAUAUAAAAGAAAAACAGUUUAAGACUCGAAAUAGCAUAAUUUUUAGCGAAUAUUAUUUUAUUCAUUCCUAAAUGUUUGCAGACUGAUUGAUAUUUUUGAUCAAAAGAUAUAUUAUACAGUAUUAUAAUUACAGAUCAUUCCAUGUUGUAUUCCUGAAUUUGUAACGAUUGCAUUUAUUCGUCUCGAUAUUAUGGCAAAAUAACAAGUGAACGUUUUGGUAUAAAAGUUGAGUUGCCAGCUACAAAUAAUACAUUCCUCGCAAAAUUUGGUAGAAAAUGUUGUUUUGAUGUAUUCGUUUUAUUUGUGUGAUGACAAGUGCCUUUUUAAUAUUUAAAUGAGUUUUUGCUUAAUUUUAUUAUUGAACUGUAACAUUUUUUAUAGUAAGAAAUAAGGAAAUAUAUUUAAAGUAGUCACUAUCAAUAAGCACGUCUAUACAAACUGCUAAAAUAUUUGAAUAUUUCUUAAAAGAUCGAAAGGUAUAUUGUGAAUAUUUCUAAAUUUUGAAUUAUUAUUAAAAAUAUCUUAUUUGAUUGAUAUAUUAUAUUUCAAAAAUUUGGUGUGGUGGAUGUUCUUCCAAAUUAUUAUCGUAAAUUCGUAAGGCGCUCUUUGCAAUAAUGUCAAGUUAUAGCGUCUUGACUAAGUCAUAAAAUAAUAAUAAUGUAUUUAUAUUAUUUAAAAAUUAAUUAAUUGUGUUUAUCUGUGGGAUCAGUAAAAGUUAUUAUUUAAGGUUUUUGUUUUCUAUAGAAAGAUUAAGAAAAUUAUGUAUUUAAAAAGAGUUAAUUCUAAGCUAACUAAAUUAAAUUUGGCAAUUUAUUUUAUUAUAUCUGGUACUUAAUUUAAUGUUUUUAAUGGAAAAAUGUGUUUUAAAAGAGGGGUAUAGAUGAAGACUUAAAUAAACCAAUUAUUUUUGAUGAUGGUUUAAGUUAAAAUUAAUACCACUACUGAGAAAGUUAUGAAGACGUAACUUUGUGAUUUCAUGUUUAGAUAUUCUUUCCUCAUUUGGACACAUUUAUGUACAAAAAUACAUUAAUAUCAAAGCAAUGAUUUAUUUAUGAGAGAUGUAAAUUGUGAAAUUAAUUUAGAUAUUCAGUGCCAAUAAUGAUUCUAGUUAUAAUUUUCAUUUCAUGAUUUCAUAUAUUAGAGAUGCGUAUUUUUUAUAUAUAAUAAUAAUGAAUAAAUCGAGCGAAACAUUU
Messenger RNA from Bicyclus anynana (squinting bush brown), 4885 nucleotides. It is a transcript of the gene ae48, whose product is annotated as juvenile hormone esterase. Bases 164 to 2467 code for a protein of 767 amino acids. The transcript is spliced from 5 exons. The record is from RefSeq and is a predicted model, not a curated record. Lineage: Eukaryota; Metazoa; Arthropoda; Insecta; Lepidoptera; Nymphalidae.